GACCAGUUGAAUGCAAGUUGGUUACCCUGGCCUUUAGCAGAAUUUCAGAGAACAAAUGCCCUCAAGUCUGUAUUCAGAGCUGAACAUUGUUGAGCAAGAAAUUAGCAGAACUCUCAUUCAAAGAAACAAAAAAUGAGAAGUUUGCAACUUUCAUUUUUAUUGCUUUCUUGUAUCAUCAUCUCAGCAAAUACAUAUGAAGGAAAGAAAAAAGAGGCACUGAGAUCAUGGAGUGAACUUACUAGAGGAAAGAAAGAUCAGCAAAACUUCGAAACCAGAUUUCGACUCUAUACAGACAGAGCUGGAGGCAGCUGCCAGAUUUUUGUUAAUCAGCUGGAGACUCUUGACAAAUGCCAUUUCAAUGCCUCUCUUCCUCUGGUGAUGAUAGUCCAUGGCUGGUCGGUGGAUGGGAUAUUGGAAAGCUGGAUUUGGAAAAUGGCAGCAGCUCUGAAGGCUCACCCUGACCCGAUGAACGUGGUCAUUGCAGACUGGCUGACCCUGGCUCACCAGCACUACCCCAUUGCUGUACGGAACACGCGCACCACGGGACACGAGAUCGCGCGGUUCCUGCAGUGGCUGGAGGAAUCUGUUCAAUUUUCCAGAAGCAAUGCUCAUCUAAUUGGAUACAGCCUGGGAGCUCAUGUUUCAGGAUUUGCUGGAAGUUUUAUCAAUGGUACAAAAAAGAUUGGAAGAAUUACAGGCCUUGACCCUGCAGGGCCCCUGUUUGAGGGAAUGUCACCCACAGACCGUUUAUCUCCAGAUGAUGCAAACUUUGUGGAUGCAAUUCACACCUUCACCAAACAGCACAUGGGCCUCAGUGUUGGCAUCAAGCAGCCCGUGGCUCAUUUUGACUUUUAUCCCAACGGAGGCACCUUCCAGCCUGGCUGUCACAUCCUGCACGUGUACAACCACAUUGCACAGCUGGGGAUUGCUGGCAUCACUCAAACUGUGAAAUGUGCCCAUGAGAGGUCAGUUCAUUUGUUCAUCGACUCUCUGCUGCACAAGGACAAGCAAAGCACAGCGUACUGGUGCACCGACAUCAACACUUUCAACAAAGGGCUGUGCCUCAGCUGCAAGAAGAGCCGCUGUAACACCCUGGGCUACAACAUCAGGGAGGAAAGGCUGCCCAAAAGCAGACGACUCUUUCUGAAAACAAGAGCGCAUAUGCCCUUCAAAGUGUAUCAUUAUCAGUUCAAGAUCCACAUCAUCAAUGAAAUCCAAGGCAAGCCCAUAGACCCAGCUUUCACCAUGUCUCUGACAGGGACUAAGGCAGAUGCUAAAAACCUGCACAUCCCACUAGUUGAAAGUAUUACUGGGAAUAAAACCUACUCGUUUCUCAUCACCCUGGACAAUGAUAUUGGUGACAUCAUAAUGAUCAAGUUCAAAUGGGAAUUACCUCCACUUUGGGGAAAUAUCUGGGACACAUUUCAAACCAUAAUACCAUGGACAAAGGGCACUCGUCGACCAGGACUUAUAGUGAAGGAAAUAAGAGUAAAAGCAGGGGAAACACAGCAAAAAAACACAUUUUGCCCCCAAAGUACUGACAAUAUUCACCUUCAUCCAUCCCAAGAGAAGAUAUUUGUGAGCUGUGAAGAUCUCUUCCAGACCCAAACCAGAAAAUGAGCAAGAACACAAAAAGGCAACUUCUCACCAAAAUAUUCAAAAUAUGAUACAUCUAGUAAAAUGUUCUAAAAAUUAACAGUCAAAUAUCCUAGCAGUUUCAGAGAUGGUAAAAAAAAUACAUUAAGAUAUUUAGUUUUUGUCAUCUGAGUAAACUGAAAUAUGCUCUUUGUUCAUCUAGGAGCAUACUCUGAAAAUCAUCAGUGAGCAGCUUCAUCAAGGCAACUGUCAAUUUUCAACUGUUUAAAAUCUGAAAAAAACAUCUGCUCACCAGAAAUAAAAAUAUUAUUUGACAAAAUCAUCAUCAUAAGCCUUUGAAAAACUUAAUUUUGUUGGAUAUAAGGGGCAAAAAGGAAUUCAUUUCAUGGUAAAUACAUUGAAGAAUUAAUAGCUAUGACUAUCAGUUAAAACCUUGCUAAAUGAUUUCCUAAUGAAGGGAGAAUUAAAUAGUUCAUAAAAGAAAAUACUACCACAUAGAUAUAAAAAUAGAAAAUGUUUAAGCUGUAAUAACCACACGAAAACCUCAAUAAUAGUAUAAUCUAAAAAUUCUAUAAUAAACCUUGUUCUCUGAAAAUGCUUUGCUAUUUAACUAUUUUAAUUAAAUAACUGAUUUAAAUUACUAGCAAUUUAAUUAUUUGAAUGAUGCUUAGUGUUCUACACAAAAUUCUAGCACAACUAAGUUCAGUUAAUUUUUUGCAUUUAAAUCAUAUUUAGCCAUUCAGGUAAGGUCUGAGAUUUUUAGAUUCUAAAUCUCUGUAUACCAGAUUUUGGCAUGACUUGAAACUGCCAGAAUAAAUUAAAAUGGCCAAACCUUCAAACAACUUCAGAGCAUAAAAACAAACUUUGUAAGGUCAAACAUAUACAAUUCCCUUGUUUCCUCUGUCAGAAUAUAAACAACAGAAAGGAACACUAUUGUCUCAGAUUGCUUUUAUUCUAUGGUUUGUGCAUACUGAAACAGAAAUUAAUGUAUAUGUAUUCAUUUGUCACUUUAAUGCUGAGCAGAAGAUUAAUUAAAAAUUAAGGUUUCUUGAACUCUGAAUUUUGAAUGUAAUUUGUGUUAAAUGUUUUCUAAGUGGUAAAAAAAUGUGCAAGAAAGUGCUAAGACUUGAAGCAAAGCAUGUUUUUUAAUACCAAGAUAUUGCAGGGAAUUUUUAAUCAAAAUAUCCAGAUGUUAUCAGGAAUAAAGUGGGAUUUAUUUAGAUUGCCUGACAAAUGAAGAAGCUGAGCAGAUCCUGCAUGCAGUGAACAGUGAUCAGAUGUGGAAUGCAGGUAUCUCUGCCAACUCUUCAGAAUAUUAACUCCUUUUACAAGCUGUUUUCAGUAACUACCAUCCCUUUAAAUAAACAGGAAUACUCAAUCAGAAAGGCUCACAAACUACAACAGGAACUGAAGCAUACUUAGAUCUCAAAUGAGAAUUGUUGUCCAUCCUGAGGUGUACAUGUCAGAAGCUGUUCCAAUAUUUAAAAUGACUCCCAGGAGUAGCAUCAUUAUUAGAUAAAUAUUUAUCUAUUUAAAUACAGAUUCCAUGCAAAAGGAUCCUUGCUCCUCCCUGAAAGCAAAGGUUUGUGCUUUGAAAGAUUCUGUUCAAUGAAGCAAACUGUUUUUUUAAACACAAAAGUAUUUCCACCUUCUGUGUCAAAAAUUACAAUUUAAGUGAUUAAUUUCAUGCUUCAGAUUGCUACCUUGAAUAUUUAAAUUUUGCAACAUAAUUACUUUAUGAGAGCUCUGUAAUACAUUCUGUGUUUGUGUAAGAAUCAAUUGCUGAAGAACAACAGCUGAGUCAAAUCAGGAACGCACACAGAAGGAAACUUCAGCCAAAAGUAUGUGAGAGACUUUGGUAAGCACCAAGGCCUUUUGUUUGGAUACUUUUUUACAUUUGCAGUAGCUAUAAUCCAGUGGAGGGACUCAAUUGCUGAAGACCCAGUGAGAGCAUUUUUAGGGGCAUGAAGUUACAAUGAACCACGUCCUGCAGAAUGACAGGCAAGGAACAAAUGACAAUGUGGCCAUUUCAGUGUUCCAAAGCACAAUGGAAAAUGAGAGUAAACAGAGAGAGAAGUAUGUGUGGCUAACUCAAAUGAGGCAUCUCUCUAGAUUGUUUCUAGAAUUGAAUUGUUGCUUGUGCAAAAGCUACUAAAGACCUGCCACUUACUUUUGUUUUAGGGUUUUCUUUUUUCAUAAAAUUCUUGUCUAUUUAGAGAAUUUAGUACUGUCACUGAAAUUGCAUUUCCAUCAGUUAUCACCAACUUUCUAAACUAUGAAUUCUGUAAGCUUUCUGAACCAAAUCCUACCUCUUCUCCUCAAAAAAAGCUUUUUUCAGAAGAAGUUGAAGGAUGACAAAGCAAGAGACAAAGGCUAAAAAGAAUUGGGCUGUACUCCAACAGUACAGAAACUACACUCUUAGAAACAUUUCAGAAAUCAAAAUUGGCAUUUUUGCAAAUGACUGUCGCUUUCUUGGUAAGGAGGCUGAUAAAGGGAUCUAAACUUCAGGAGAAGCAGGCAUUACUUCAGGAAAAGCAGGUGGAAGGAUGUUCAGAGGUGUCUACAUUGUGCUGGCAUUCAAGAAGUGGGAGUUGGAUGACUUCUAGAGUUUGUGAAAAAACAUUCUCCAGAUCUCAACUAAGUGAAGAUGGUGUAUCUUCAGAUAAGACAAUUUGAAAGGUUUUAAAAAGCUAAGUAGGAAAAUUAAAGUAACAGUCAGUAUGUGAACUCUUGCAGAUAUGAAGAUACUUCUGAUGCCAUGUUUCACAAAUCGUACCAAACAUAUUCUGUCCCUGUUUUGACAGCCAUUACACUAAUUUCUGAUAUAAACAUGGAAUAAAGCCCAAGCUGUAAUACAUUCAGUCUCACCAUGCCUGAACAUAAAACUGAAGUCAUACCAACAAUCUCAAGUGCCUAAGGUGGUGCCUUACUCUGUGCUCACUGGAAUUACUCCUGUCUCUCUCCAUACAGCUGACUUGAGACCUUGGAAGCCACCAGGUGCUCACUCCUGUCAGAGCACACCCAGCUCAGUGACAGAAUGGCUGCUGUCCUUUUCAUCACUGUCUGUAAUAAUGAACUUCCAAUGUUCAGAAAUAAAAGCCUCUUCCUUCCUUUUUUCCUGAAAGAAAUAUUGGAACACUAAUUAAAAACCAAAUUACAUCAA
Melospiza melodia melodia is the source of this 4759-nucleotide messenger RNA. It is a transcript of the gene LIPC, whose product is annotated as lipase C, hepatic type. Gene Ontology annotation, biological process: triglyceride catabolic process; fatty acid biosynthetic process. The record is from RefSeq and is a predicted model, not a curated record. The transcript is spliced from 10 exons. Gene Ontology annotation, molecular function: lipoprotein lipase activity; apolipoprotein binding. Lineage: Eukaryota; Metazoa; Chordata; Aves; Passeriformes; Passerellidae. Bases 133 to 1620 code for a protein of 495 amino acids.